AUGCAGACCGUCAAUGCGCUCUCCGUCGCUCUCGUCGCCGCUCUCGCCGUCAUCGUCCCCAUCUUCACCCGCAUAGCGUCGUCGCCCGUCGCGCUCAUCAUCGUCACCCCUUUUGUCCUCGUAUUCUGUGUCAUCUUUCUUCUUGUAUUCAAUAUCCUCGUUGGCUAUGCUCUCGACUCUCGGACUCGAACCCCUGCUCAAGUCGGCACCCCUACACCAAGACCUUUAGCAUUCUCAACUCCAGCAGCUUGGCAGGCUGUUCUUACACGCUCCCAAUGGUCCUACAGGCCUCCUCAGACUUUGCCACCCAUUCGUCCCGACGCACCCAUUGUUUCUGCCGCCGUCAAUGAUAUUCUCAUCCUCAUCGUACGAGACUUUGUUCUCGUGUGGUACAAAGAGAUAUCAUCAUCCCCCUCAUUCCCUACCGCCGUCUCUUCUACUCUUCAUAGCUCCCUCGAGCGAUUCUUGGCCAAAGCCGCGACCCUUGACUUACCCACCGUCCUCGUCAAACGCGUACUUCCAAAAAUCACCGCGCAUAUUGAACAGUUUCGCGAAUCUGAAGUGGCUUUGCGUGGAGCAGGUCUAGAAAGAAGGUUGACCCAAUCGGAGGAGCUGGAUAUGCUUCUAGCUAGCCGUUACGCGAGUAAAGGCGGUGGCAAACUCCAUCCUGCUGUCGACAAUCUUUCUUCGAGCUUCACGAAACAAGCUGAGGAGACGCAUCUGAGACGACUUGUUGAUCGCGUACUGCCAUACAUUCUACCGGAAAGAGAGGGGAGAAGCAAAGCCCUCAAGAUCGUCGUUCGAGAGAUUGUGGCGUGUUCUGUCCUCUAUCCACUCAUGGACAUGCUCGCCGAUCCGGAUUUCUGGAAUCGAACAAUAGACCAAGUGGCUGGUGCAGCAAUCCGGCAACAGCGGCUCAUCUCCAAAGUGCGCAACGUGCUGGAGGCUCAACUGCCACGGCCGGUACCGCGAGUGGCCUCCCCAAGAUUGUCGACUACCGAGGCGAUCACCAUCCGUACCGAUGCUCGUCAAUUCGAGUCGUUCCUUCGGAGCAUCAAUCGGACGUCUUCACUUCUCGACGCUAGGCGUCUGAAGAGUGAUAUUAUGGGAGAGAUCAGGCGAACUCGAUUGCUACUCUCGAACCACGAGAAGGAGGACUGGAUCAAUGGCGAGAAGACGGAGGACGUUGUGGCCUUUCUGGACAGGCUGUAUACCGCCAAAAAGAGAGCUGAACAUCGCAUCUCUGUCUUGGGCGGCCAUGAUGAUUCGCAAUCCAUCUCAGAAAGUCCUGCUCCGACACGCCUAUCGCUACGCGACAUCUUAGGGAAUCCGAGCUCUCUUUCUUACUUCAUGGAGUUCAUGGACCGACGGAAUCGGUCUCUUCUGGUUCAGUUCUGGUUGACGGUCGAGAGCUUCAAGAACCCGCUGGAGUCCGUGGAAUCAGAAACCUCCGGGGAUGAAGAUGAUCCCAUCAACAAUCCGUCUUCGUCAACUACAGCAAAGGAAGACACUUCCAUGGUAUACGAGCUCUACUUCUCCACCGCGGCCCCUCAUCCCUCUUUAUCAUGUAUAUCAGCCAAGCACGUCUCGUCGAUACGCGACUUUGUUCUGAACGAAGAUACUCCCUCGCUGGCAAUGGAACGCAAGGCCCGCCGGAGCGUGAUGCUCGCUCAGAGACAGGUGGAAGAAAGCAUGGAGCAGGACUUUGAGGACUUGGAGAGGUCCGAGCUCUGGUUCCGCGUCGUCGAAGAUAUUAACGCCACUCGGAAGGUAUCAGCCGGUACUCGCCACACAGGUGGCACUAUCCGGCGCAGGGAACCCAGUGCUACUAGCGACGACACGGUCUUGGAGAUAUCACGCCGUCGUGCUGCUACAGCACCUGUGGCCCUGCCGAUGCAGCGAUCCGACUCUACCCCGUCGUUUUACCAUUUGUUUGGCGCGAACCAUCAACUCUUCCGCAGCGAUUCAGCCUCACCCACUCCUGUUCCGUCCGCUGAAUCUUCCCACUCUCCUACACCACCGCCAAACCGCUCUAUUCCCUCCAGCCUCGAUGUCCUUAUGUCUCCAGUGGCCGAGACAGACUCCGUUUCCUCACGGGCACCACUCUUCGACGACCCGGACGAUCGUACUAAGGAGACUCGCGAGAGCCAUUCUACGGUGGAGGCCAUUCAGGCCGCCUUGACAGAUAUUAUAGCCCUUGAUAAUCAGCAGACCGCGAGACGGCGCAAACCACCAUCAUCCAAUGCCGGAAGCUUGUUCGAGUCUGCGGUAGACCUUCAAGAGUCGACGCUCUCUCUAGAGCCCCAGCAAGAUCCUCCCCUUGAGGAUGGCGACCAGGAAGACGACAAGGGCGAUGAUAAUCAUGGGAGGUCUGAGUCGCUUCAGCUGGCCGGACCAGGAGACUUGCAGCUUUCGUACGAAAUCCAACGGUUAGCGGAUAAAGUCUCGAGUCUCGAGACGCAGCGGUCUAUGCUCGACACUCUGAUCAAGAAUGCGGAGCUGACUGGCGAUACACAAGAGUUGGCUCUCCUUCGGAAGUCCAAAUCCGCACUAAAUAGGGAGCAUCGGGAGGUCAGCUUCCAGAGGACGCAGUAUGAGCAGCAGGAACUGGCAAAUCGACUCCUGCCUGAUCGGACCAAACUCACGAUAGUUAACUCGACGACCGCGGACGAUAGCGGGAAGGCUGUCGUGCGAUACCUCAUCGAGGUACAACAGCUUGCUUCCGACGGGAGUUUCGCGACUGGUUGGGUCGUCGCGCGGAGGUAUAACGAGUUUCUGGCCAUGCACAAUAAGCUACGAGAGCGAUACGCUCUCGUCAGGAAUCUCGAUUUCCCAGGGAAACGACUGGUAACCAACCUUUCGGCGACCUUUGUGGAUAAUCGCCGGACGGCUCUCGAGAAAUACAUCCAGAACCUGAUCGUCAUCCCCGCCGUUUGCGAGAGUGAUGAACUGCGCGCAUUCCUAUCCCGAAAUUCACCUUUCGAAGUGGCGAAUACGGAUCCAGUCGCCACCUCCAAGGGUGCCAGCAGCACGAACUUCCCCGGCAAGGACCUCGUCCGCACUAUGUACAACUCUGUCGCCCAAAGCGUCGAUGACAUGUUUUUCGGUCCGUCCAUGCUGGACGUCAUGAUCCAACGAUUGACGCGCCAGGCCGCCGAUCUCGCUGGUGUGGUCGGCUCUGCGAUCAACGACGAGGAUAUCGUGGCGCAGGCGCUCAGAGCUUCAGGGAAGACGGCUUCGGACGAGGCGUUGUUGCAGUUCUCUGGGGAUCUGAAGCCGUUGGAUGGGGAGACGAGCUCGUCGACGUUUUCGGCUCCGAUAUGCGAUCUCUUGUUGGCCAUUUUCGAGCUCAAUAAGAAGAAUAAUUGGCUGCGGAGGCAGGCUAUCGUCAUUAUUCUGCAGCAAGUUUUGGGCAGCACGGUGGAAAGGAAAAUAAGAGAGACUAUUACUAGUUUCCUCGUCGAACCUCAAAUCAUGCAAUUCGUCGAUUUAUUCCGGAAUUCUCUCUGGCCCGGAGGGAAUCUCAAAUCCACGUCGGUUCCACGGUCGGCGGAAGAGAAGCUGCGGACGAGAGACGAGGCGAACAGAAAGCUUUCUGCUCUGAUGCCUGAUUUGGCCGCUAAUAUGAUCGGACGGUCGAAUGCUCGACGAGGAGCUCGGCGGAUAUUUGCUGUGCUACAGAAUCGACGACUGAACCAGCAUAUUAUUUAUACUAUUGUUGAUGAGGUUUUCAAUGCCCUGUUCCCAGAGGCUCCGCUGGAGUACCCAGUGCGGUGA
Stereum hirsutum FP-91666 SS1 is the source of this 3777-nucleotide messenger RNA. RefSeq names its product PhoX domain-containing protein. The transcript has 9 exons. Lineage: Eukaryota; Fungi; Basidiomycota; Agaricomycetes; Russulales; Stereaceae. Gene Ontology annotation, cellular component: intracellular membrane-bounded organelle. Bases 1 to 3777 code for a protein of 1258 amino acids. Gene Ontology annotation, molecular function: phosphatidylinositol binding. The record is from RefSeq and is a predicted model, not a curated record.